Molecule: messenger RNA, 486 nt
Organism: Pelobates cultripes (western spadefoot toad)
Lineage: Eukaryota; Metazoa; Chordata; Amphibia; Anura; Pelobatidae
Source: the annotation of a GenBank genome assembly
AUGCAUGGAGAGGCUGCAAGUUCCGACAUUGCUGCAGCUGAGGAAUUUGCUACGGAGUUCCUGGAGGUCAUAGUUUCAGGAGGCUACCUUCCUCAGCAGGUCUUCAACUGCGACGACACUGGACUCUUCUGGAAGAGGAUGACAAAGCGUACCUUCAUCACAGAACAGGAGAUCUCAUUGCCUGGCCACAAGCCGAUGAAGGACCGUCUCACCCUCACCCUCCAUGAAUUUUGGAGAGAGCAUUUUGACAUUGUGAGCUUUCUGCAGAUUAUCACCAUUGCCCGGGCUGGGGUCAGCCAGACAAACCUAAAUUCUGCUUGGCGCAACAUGUGGCCAGACUGUGUUGUGAAACCUGCCUCCAGUGCUUUUGCACCUGCACCAGAGUCAACAGUGUUGGAGGAAAUUGUUUCCUUGGGGUGGGCCAUGGGCCUGGAGGAAACUGAGGAGGAUGUCUACGAGCUGGUGGAGGAUGUUAUUGCUGAUUAA